This is a messenger RNA of Pseudo-nitzschia multistriata, 3182 nucleotides long. The record is from the annotation of a GenBank genome assembly. Lineage: Eukaryota; Bacillariophyta; Bacillariophyceae; Bacillariales; Bacillariaceae.
AAUAUGGAGGUCCCAUCUAUGGAGCUCCCAUCUUUUCGAAACGGCUCUUCCGCAGUAUUUCUUUCCUUAUCGAUGCUUGCUGGACGCUCUUGAACAUUAAUUCUGGCAUCCAAAACUAUGAUUUUUUUGUAUUUUCCGGUAUUCCUAUCUGUAUCGCUAUCCAAUUUGUACGUGGUGCUCGGUUCGUCACAACAAACAGCCAGGGUAAUCAAGGGAAGACUUUGUUCCUCUAAAAUAUUACGGAACGGCCCUGAUGCCUCUCUUUUACCGACAUUGACAAAUACUCCAGUGGAUAACAAUAGCAGGGAUAUCUUUCCUCCAUACUGCCCCGACGGCUACUUUUGUCGCGUCACAAAUCAUCAUCAUCCUGGUUUCGGUGACAACGUGGGCCUUUGUACGCCGUGUCCGGGUAGACCCGAGCGAUGCCUAUCUAAUAUAUAUGACAUAUCUGUAUUCAUUGAUGGACAGACCGUUUCGAGAGCCUCGGCUGGGGAAUGUUGGGAAAACUGUGGAUUGGAGAGUAAUCGCUGCUCUUCGACGAAACCAUGUGGAGAUGGUUUGUUCUGUAACCCCGAUGGCGGGGACGAGAACGGUGGUUACUGCGAAGGCUGUCCAACUCAUAUAUUCUAUUGUCAGGAGAAGAAUCUCACAGCAGCUGGCCAGCAUGCCUGUUUGUCAUCCUGUGCCCUCAGUUGCCACUUCUCCUCUACCAUUGUCACAAAUGAAACAGAAAUAUUUGAUGGACAAAUAUCUUURWCACCAAAGCAAAGAUCACUUGGCAAGUCGUUGUCUUUGCAUGGAUCCCCACAGGGAUCAGUUACAGGUCCAAUUGUCGAUUGCGGCCUUGGCUUAGAGCCUUGCAAGGACGCGAACAACUCCAUUUGUUUGAUAGAACGUGGAAAAGUGGCUUUUUUCGAGAAAGUCAUAAGUUGCUCAGCUGGAGGUGGGAUAGGUGCGAUAAUCUUCAAUAUAGAAUCAAAAUGCGGCAACUUCAACGGCACAUUAGGCACCGCAGAUACAUUUAUCCCUUCUCUCUCAAUCUCCCAUCUUGAAGGCAGGGCUAUCUUAGAAGAGAUAUCUUCAAAUUCUCCCUUGAUCGUCACACUUUCCGUUGGCGAUGGAGAUCUUGCCGAGCAUUGGUGUGAAGUUCAAUGUUAUGAAGGGAAAUUGUGCGAAGGAAUGAACACGACUUGUAACUUUGACCAAGGUGAAAAGGGUUCUUGUAUGAGCUGUACCCCAACCAAAAAGAACAAUUUUUGCCAGGUCUAUUGCAAUAACAACACUUUAUGCGCAGACGGUCUCUUCUGCGAUUAUGCCAUAACGACUGCCGGAACUUGCAAACCUUGUCCGGAGGGAACCGGGCAGAAGUGUUUCUAUUCGGACCUGACUCAGGCAGGAACGAAGGAGUGCUCUGAUGUUUGCGGCAAUGGCCAAGACCAGGAGCUCGAGGCUCUGCCGUGCAAGUUCUGUCCGAAGGUGGACUUUACCUUUCUCGACAUAAGUGAUGGUAGUAUCGCAGCUUUAUCCAAAAACAAUGAUGUCGGACCAUGUGAAUUCUGCCCAUUGUCUGAGACUCCAACGUGUUUGAAAGAAAAACGAUGGAAUAUGACAUACCCCAACCGAAUGUAAGUGUUGGCCUGUCUUCCUGGAGUAAUAUUGGACGUUUCAAAACAAAACACACUUGCUUUUAGAUCAGUGAAAUGCAACGACUCACAAAAUURCUCCCAGCUUGCGCUCGUUUGGAGGUGGUGUUGAGUGCUGGGUGGUAGCCGAGUUUUUCCGCAACUUGAACAUACGUGCAGACGAUCCUAGAUGCCGGAACGCUCGGUUGCACAAUUAUCUCUGUGGAUGUAGCGAAUCACCUGGCUAUGCGGGGGCGAACACCAAAGCCAAGCAACUUGCGCUAGUUUGGAUGCCACGAGUUAGCGCUAUAUUAUCUUUCUUGGUACGUACUGCGUGAUAAAAAUAUGUGGUGAGCGAUGAUCAUCUUCGGAGAAUGAGGUACAGAUUCGAUGCAUAACCUGUGACGGGUACAGUUUUUUCCGUAUGCCAACAGAAUCUUUCGUUAUUUCUCAUCUUCUUUGACGCACUCGGUUCUAUCCACACAAUUAGGGAUCGCUCUUCAUCAUAAUAGAUGUAUCGAUGAACAAAAAGGUGGGGAAGAUGGUAUUAGGGAACCUCCUGCGAGCACUGAGCCUUUUUGAUUUGACGGGCGCAGUUGGUUAUGCAUUCACGUCAUUCCCAUCGCCAAAAGAUGACUUCUUGCUCGGCGCCAACGGAAACGAGGCGACGUGCAAAGCACAAGGGUUUUUCAUCCAGAUGGGGACAAUCUCGUCGUAUAUGAACGUGUCCAUGUCAUUUUACUACCUAUUGACAAUUCGAUAUGGUUGGCGAGACGAAAAGCUAAGGAAGAGCAAAUACCCCUAUUUGUUAUUUGUGGUACCUAUUGCUGUCGGUGCUUUCUUUGCUUUCAUUGGGAUUCCAUUUUACGACAACAUGGUUUUGUGGUGCAACAAUACCGCUUAUUACUGGCCUGAAGUGCCGGUUGUUGUUGCGAUUGUUGUUGCAACGGCUGUCAUGGCUAAUUUGUGUUGGUUUGUCUACCAGGAAGAGAAGGCUUCGUUGCGUUGGCGACAACACAACGCCAACACGAGGGACUCGCUGUCGAAGAAGUUUUUCAUCCAAUCGCUCAGCUUCCUGGCCGCGUUCUAUCUGACCUGGCCACCGUAUCUAGCGCUUCAGUUUAUGCUGGCAUCGGGUGCCGCGUACUCGAACUACAAAUUCUUUUUGUUUGCGGGCACCUUUGUUCCCCUCCAGGGAUUCUGGAAUUUUCUCGCCUACUACCGGACCCGAAAGAUUACCUUUUUGUCCCGGAUGACGGUCACAAUCACCGCCCGCGUCGAAGCCGUUCGGACGUCGGCCUUCUCCAAGAKCUCCAAGUUCUCCGAGAGUGUGGAGCCACGACCGCACCACAACGAGGGCUUUGCGACAGACGUGAAUGCCGAAGGAAUCAACAGCGAACGAGUCCAGAAACGACGAGACACAAACGAAACAUCUUCUCUUCGAGGAGAAAACUAAUACCUUCGAAACCUUUUUCGGAAUGCGAAGGGGGUGAUAUAAUGAGGGUCGGAGGAUAUCCCAGGAGGACUAGAAAUAGCUAUUAGUAAAUUUUACCAACUUUU